GUAGUUGUUGAAAAACAAAACCCUAAGACUAGCUUAUAACUACAAUUCGCCGCAAAGAUUGAAUUUUUCUUUGUCUCUCACUUUCUCCUUUCUCUCUCUUUAUAUUUCACAUUCUCAAUAAACUCUUUCCAACCCCUUCACCACCGCUUUCAAUUAUGCGCAACUUUCAUGGAGUUAUGUGAUCAAAGAUUGGAUUUUCUUGUCUUAAAUCUUUGAUUUAUCACUUUUUGGGCAUGUGGGGUUUCUAGAUUAUCAUAAAGUUUUGAUUUUUAUAGCUUUCUUGGGUUGUUAGGGUUUGUGGGUAUAUUUUGUUGUGGUAUGAAUUAAGUGCUAAGUGCUUAAGUUUGUAAGAAAGAUGCUAUCUGAAUUUGGUCCAAGACCAAUGCUUGGUAACAAUGAUAAUUCGUUUGGUGAUGACUUUGAAAAAGAAUUAGGGUUUUUACUUAGGGAACAGAGGAAACAAGAAGCUGAUGAUCAUGAAAAAGAGCUAAAUUUGUAUAGAAGUGGUUCAGCUCCACCUACUGUUGAAGGUUCUUUAAGUGCAGUAGGUGGAUUAUUUAACAACAAUGGGUUUAUGUCUGAAGAGGAACUUAGGUCUGAUCCUGCUUAUUUAUCGUACUAUUACUCGAACGUAAAUCUUAACCCUAGGUUGCCUCCACCAUUGAUGUCUAAGGAGGAUUGGAGGUUUGCACAAAGGAUGCAAGGAGGAGGGAGUUCCGCGAUCGGGGAUAGGAGGAAAGUGAACAAGAAUGAUAAUGGGAGUAGUAGUGGUAGGUCACUUUUUGCUAAUCCUCCAGGGUUUAACUCGAAGAAACCCGAGACUGAGAAUGAGUCGGGUUCAGUAGAGUGGGGUGGUGAUGGGCUGAUUGGGUUGCCAGGACUAGGACUAGGUAGUAAACAGAAGAGCAUUGCUGAAAUUUUUCAGGAUGACUUUGGCCGUGUGUCUCCUGCUCCUGGUCCCCCUUCACGACCAGCUAGCCGUAAUGCUUUUGAUGAAAGUAGUGAUAACCUAGGUUCAGCAGAAGCUGAGCUGUCUCAUCUCCGCCAUGAGUUUUCAAAUUCAGAUCCUUUAAGGCCAUCAUCUAAUGGACAAGGCUCAUCUGCUGCUCAACAUGUUGGGGCGCCGCCUACUUCCUUUUCAUAUGCUGCUGCUUUGGGGGCUUCCUUAUCAAGAACCACUACUCCUGAUCCCCAGCACAUUGCUAGGGCUCCUAGCCCUUCCCUCACUCCUAUCGGUGGAGGAAGAGUAGCCACUUCUGAGAAGAGGAGUCUUAAUAGUCCAAAUUCAUUUAAUGGCGUCUCUCACACCGCCGAGUCUGCGGAUCUGCUUGCUGCUUUGUCAAGCAUGAAUCUUUCAAAUGGUAGUCAGAAUAACGCUAAGCAGCAGCAUGCAUAUAUGAAGAGAUCAGAAUCUGCACAGUUUAGUAUGUCUUCUAAAUCUCACUCUGCAAAAGGACCAUAUACCGAUACUGGUGCUGGCAACCUCCAAGAUGAUCUGCACAAAUCGGCGGUUGCCUCUAAUAAUUCCUACGCCAAAGGAUCUCAAACAUCCACCAUGAAUGGUGGAGGUGGUGUACUUUCUCAAUAUCCACAUGUGGAUAGUCCUUCCAAUUAUGGCCACCUUGGCAACUAUAAUCUGCCUCCUUUGUUUGAAAAUGCUGCUGCUGCGUCUGCGAUGGCCCUACCUGGAUUGGACUCUCGAAUGCUAGGGCCAUCUCACUUGAGCUCUGGGGUCUCAGAGCAGAAUCUCAGCAGAAUGGGAAAUCAAAUGGCUGGGAAUGCUUUACAGGCAUCCUUCAUGGAUCCUAUGUAUCUUCAGUACUUGACAGCUGAAUAUGUUGCACAAGUUGCCGCACUUAAUGAUCCUUCCAUGGAUAGGAACUACAUGGGUAAUUCCUAUGUUGACUUGCUUCAGAAAGCUUAUCUUGGUAAUGCACUAUCUCCGAAGUCACAAUAUGGUGUUCCACUCAACAGUAAAACUAGUGGUUCAAGUCAUCAUGGCUAUUACGGUAAUCCUGCAUAUGGAGUCGGUUUAUCAUAUCCUGGAAGUCCCUUGGCAAGUCCUGUCGUUCCUAACUCUCCAUUCGGUCCUGGUAGUCCAAUGAGGCACAGUGAUUAUAAUAUGAGGUCCCCUGGUGCAAUGAGAAACAUGACUUCAGGUGUAAUGGGAUCAUGGCACUUGGAUAACAUGGAAAACAGCUUUGCUUCCUCUCUGUUGGAAGAGUUCAAGAGUAAUAAGGCCAGGUGCUUUGAGCUUUCAGAAAUUGCUGGUCACGUUGUCGAGUUCAGUGCGGAUCAGUAUGGUAGCCGGUUCAUCCAACAAAAACUGGAAACUGCAUCCCCUGAGGAGAAAAACAUGGUUUUCCAGGAAAUUAUUCCCCAAGCUCUUACUUUAAUGACUGAUGUUUUUGGUAAUUACGUAAUUCAGAAGUUUUUUGAACAUGGAAUGGCAUCUCAGCGGAGAGAAUUGGCUGGCAAGCUCCUUAGCCAUGUAUUAACACUGAGCCUUCAGAUGUAUGGUUGCCGCGUGAUACAAAAGGCGAUAGAAGUGGUCGAUGUAGACCAGAAGAUUAAAAUGGUUGAGGAGCUCGAUGGUCAUGUCAUGCGUUGUGUACGAGAUCAGAAUGGGAAUCAUGUCGUCCAGAAGUGUAUUGAAUGUGUACCAGAAGAACACAUCCAAUUUAUUGUCACUACAUUUUUUGGUCAAGUUGUGAAUCUCUCUACUCAUCCAUAUGGCUGUCGUGUUAUUCAGAGAGUAUUGGAACACUGCAGUGAUCCAGUUACUCAAAGUAAAGUGAUGGUAGAAAUUCUGGGAUCUGUUAGCAUGUUGGCACAAGAUCAAUAUGGUAAUUAUGUUAUUCAGCAUGUACUGGAGCAUGGGAAGCCACACGAGCGUUCUACUAUUAUUAAGGAACUAGCUGGGAAGAUUGUGCAAAUGAGCCAGCAGAAGUUCGCCUCUAAUGUUGUUGAGAAGUGUUUAGCUUUUGGCGGUGCCAGUGAAAGGCAGCUCCUGGUGGACGAGAUGCUUGGCACGACUGACGAAAAUGAACCUCUUCAGGCAAUGAUGAAAGAUCAGUUUGCAAAUUAUGUUGUACAGAAAGUUUUGGAAACGUGCAGUGAUCAGCAACGUGAGCUGAUCCUUUCGAGAAUAAAAGUUCACUUGAAUGCUCUAAAGAAAUACACUUAUGGCAAGCACAUUGUUGCUCGUGUUGAGAAACUUGUUGCAGCUGGAGAACGAAGAAGUGCUGCUCAGUCUCCAAAUCUUGCUUAGCUUAUAGGAAAAAAGUUGUACAGCUGACCGAGGCUAGUUUGAGCUACCUCUCUUCCUUUAUUUUCUCCCGUAUCUUGUGCUCUAGCUCUAUGACUCUCUUUGAGGGCAGUAUGGGCUGAUUGCAAAUAAAGUUGUUGCUUGUACUAGAGAACUGUAUAUUGUGUAGUUCGACGUUUAUACAUAGGAUCAGGUUAUGCUGAGGCUCGGAUGUCAAAUAUUCCUGAUAGCCACGCAGAGGAAAUCAAGUCUCUAAAACGGUGUAUAAAUGAUAAAAAGGUGAGGUAGUUUAUAUAUCAACGUGACUGUACAAAAUGUCGCCAUGUGGAGAGUUGAUGUUUUAGGUGAAGCCAGAAUUUUUAUGUAUGGUAUUGACAAUUUUCUAUCA
Messenger RNA from Lycium barbarum (goji berry), 3656 nucleotides. Its product is annotated as pumilio homolog 2-like. Gene Ontology annotation, cellular component: cytoplasm. Gene Ontology annotation, biological process: post-transcriptional regulation of gene expression. NCBI's taxonomy places the organism in Eukaryota, Viridiplantae, Streptophyta, Magnoliopsida, Solanales, Solanaceae. Bases 356 to 3271 code for a protein of 971 amino acids. The transcript has 10 exons. The record is from RefSeq and is a predicted model, not a curated record. Gene Ontology annotation, molecular function: mRNA binding.